GCUGAAAUGGCGCCAUAUAUGACUGACUGUUGUACAUUGCAUUAGUCUAGUGACUUGUGUAACGAUGAAGAGAACUCCACGCCGACGGAGUGCGUGUAGAUCGUGUAUUUCUGAAGGUACACUUUCUGACAUAUCAUUUGCGUCUACAAAGUCUACGCCAUUAUCCACAAAUGAAAGUCUGUUUAAAAAGCCAGAACUAUCCAGCACGCAGGUUACUGCAGCUCUAGGUGGGAUGCAAAUACAGCAUCUAAAUCAUGAUAAAAAAUUUAUGUUAGUUGAUGCUGAUGACACUAUAGUCUAUAGCUAUAAAGAAGCAUGUUUUGCUGAGAAGACACAGAGGAAAGAAAAAGUAACAGCGCAAGCAAUAACUGGAAUUAACGGUGUGAAAGGAAGGUUUAGAGACACUGUGAAAUGCAAACUAGCAACCAGCUGCAUCAGUUCACUUUUCUUGUUGUUGAUUAUAAUGUUUCUUUACUAUGGUAUCUCAAAUUUUGGGAAGAACGUAUCAGAAAUUCGGCCUUUAACAGAAUAUUUUAGAAAAACGUUUGCACAGGAGAGCGCUGUUCCUGUUGAUGGCACAGAUAAAGUCAUAGCUGAGAACCACCUUGACAAUGUUAUGAAAUCUGCUAUUAAAAGUAUUCUUGUUGUCAAUGAAAGACUGUAUAAAGAAGUGGAAUUUUGGAGGAGACAACAGUUAGCAUUUAAAACAGAUUUAUCAAAGCUGAAGCUAUUAUUCAAUUUAAUGAAGCAGCCGAAGGAUGAUGUUACUGUGGCAAUGGCUAAGAAGAAAGGUUUGAAGUUUAUCGUGAGACAACUGUAGACACGGCGGUCAAAUGGCACCAUCAAGUGUUUGCCAGUCGCACCAUGGAAGCUAUAGUGAAAGAACAAGGAAUGUUUCUGUAUCCAGUGCUGUUCUGUAACUUUGACGAUGGUAGUGACAAAAGAACAAUGGAAUUGGAAAAAGACUUUUAAUUAAUGUUCGUUUUGGACAUGGAGAGGAUAAGACGUGUGUUCAGAUUCAGAAUGGGAAUGGACUUGGGUUUUAAGCCAACCAUUUCUUAUUUGUAAAUGAAAUCUGUUUCUAACUUUUGGACAUUCGA
Messenger RNA from Schistocerca nitens (vagrant locust), 1100 nucleotides. RefSeq lists its product as uncharacterized. NCBI's taxonomy places the organism in Eukaryota, Metazoa, Arthropoda, Insecta, Orthoptera, Acrididae. The record is from RefSeq and is a predicted model, not a curated record. The transcript has 7 exons. The coding region runs from base 65 to 820 and encodes 251 amino acids.